AUGGUUUUGAAUUCCCGGCCAGGUAAUCCGGCAAUGCUAGUGUUACCAUCUCCCUCGCUUUUAUUCUGUGGGUUUGCUCUGUUUCAGCUGUUUGCUACUCACAUUGAUGGUCAGAGAUCAACAAGUCCAUGGCAGACGCUCAGUGGUGAUGCUCCACUUGUGAUUGCUCGUGGUGGGUUUUCUGGAUUGUUUCCAGAUUCGAGUAGUGAUGCUUACAAUUUCGCAAUACUGACAAGUGUAGCCGAUGUUGUUCUAUGGUGUGAUGUUCAGCUAACCAAAGAUGGAGUUGGGAUUUGCUUCCCUGAUUUGAAUCUGGCCAAUGCUUCCAUUAUCAAAUAUAUUUACCCAAAUGGUCAAAAAUCUUACAUGGUUAAUGGAGUCACUACUCAGGGUUGGUUCACCAUCGAUACCACCUUCAAAGAUCUCGAGAAUGUAACUUUAAACCGAGGAAUAUUAUCACGGUCAGAGAAAUUCGAUGACGUAAAUGGUAUUUCAACGAUUCAAAAUGUAGCCGCCUUGAUAAAACAAGAGGGUUUUUGGUUAAAUGUUCAGCACGACGCGUUCUAUGCGCAACAUAAUCUGAGCAUGAGCAACUAUCUUCUUUCAGUUUCAAGAACUGCUUCCAUUGACUUCAUCUCUUCUCCUGAAGUGAAUUUCUUUAUGAAAAUUGCUGGCCGUUUCGGGCGUAAUGGACCUAGUUUUGUGUUUCAGUUUCUUAGGCAAGAAGAUCUCGAGCCUACGACAAACCAAACCUACGGUUCUAUCUUGAGCAACCUAACUUUUGUCAAGACGUUUGCUUCAGGGAUUCUUGUUCCCAAGUCUUACAUAUUGCCACUCGAUGACCAGCAGUACUUGCUUCCUUAUACAUCGUUAGUUCAGGAUGCUCACAAAGCAGGAUUAGCAGUAUAUGUGUCUGGUUUCUCAAAUGAUAUCUAUAUCGCACAUGACUACAGCUUCGAUCCAGUCUCAGAGUAUCUAUCUUUUGUGGACAAUGGCGAUUUCUCUGUCGAUGGCAUGGUCUCCGAUUUUCCCAUAACUGCAUCUUCAUCCAUUGAUUGCUUCUCCCAUAUUGGCAGAAACGCUAGAAAACAUGUGGAUUUUCUUGUUAUAUCAAAAAAUGGUGCGAGUGGGAACUAUCCUGGAUGUACAGACUUGGCAUAUGAGAAGGCAAUCAAAGAUGGUGCUGAUGUUAUAGAUUGCUCAGUCCAAAUGUCGAGCGACGGUACACCUUUUUGCUCAAGUUCAAUAGAUCUCGGGAACACCACAACUGUCGCCCUAACUCCUCUCAGAAACCGUUCAACAACUGUUCCUGAGAUUAGCUCAAUUGGUGGAAUAUACACUUUUAGUCUCACAUGGCCUGAAAUAAAGAAUUUGACUCCUGUUAUUACAAACCCCUACAGGACUUACACUAUGUUAAGGAAUCCGAAAGAGAAGAAUUCUGGGAAGCUUAUUUCGCUUUCUGAGUUCCUGGACUUGGCAAAAAACUCCACUUCUCUCUCCAGUGUUUUGAUUAAUGUAGAGAACGCAGCAUACCUGAGAGAAAAUCAAGGGCUCGACGUGAUUAAAGCGGUUCUUGAUACCCUCACAGAUACUGGCUUCAAAGAUAGUACAACCACAAAGGUCAUGAUUCAGUCAACCAACAGCUCGGUUCUAGUUGACUUCAAGAAGCAGAGCAAGUACGAGACAGUCUACAAAAUCGAAGAAACCAUUAGUGAAAUCCUUGACUAUGGUACCGAAGAAAUAAAGAAAUUUGCUGACGCUGUUGUCAUCAACAAAGAUUCAGUCUUUCUUCAGUCUGAAUCGUUUGUCACUGGGCAAACCAAUGUUGUGGAGAGACUCCACAAGUCUCAGCUCCCGGUUUAUGUAGAAUUGUUUCAGAAUGAGUUUGUCUCUCAACCAUAUGACUUCUUCACUGAUGCCACUGUCGAGAUAAACUCAUAUAUCAAUGGAGCUGGUAUCAAUGGAACCAUCACAGAGUUCCCUUUCACGGCUGCAAGAUACAAAAGGAAUCGAUGUUUGGCAAGAAAAGACACACCACCGUACAUGUUACCAAUUAAACCCGGUAGCCUUUUAGGUGUUGCGAAUCGUUACCUCUUACCUCCAGCCGAAGCUCCAAGCCUAAUUUUCACAGAUGCUGAUGUCAGUGAGCCACCAUUACCUCCGGUUACAGCAAAAUCCCCAACCUCAACCCCUGUAACUUCAUCAACCAAUGCACAAGCACCUAAUGAACAAACCCAACUCACUCUAUCUCUUCUCUGCUCUGUUUUUUUCCUCUCUCGUCUACUUAUGUGAUCAACCCUAAAUCUCAUCCUCCUCUCUGUUCAUAAUGUCUUCCACCCUCGUAUCAAAUUUUAGA
This is a messenger RNA of Capsella rubella, 2356 nucleotides long. RefSeq names its product glycerophosphodiester phosphodiesterase GDPDL1. The transcript is spliced from 8 exons. NCBI's taxonomy places the organism in Eukaryota, Viridiplantae, Streptophyta, Magnoliopsida, Brassicales, Brassicaceae. Bases 1 to 2292 code for a protein of 763 amino acids. Gene Ontology annotation, biological process: lipid metabolic process. Gene Ontology annotation, molecular function: glycerophosphodiester phosphodiesterase activity. The record is from RefSeq and is a predicted model, not a curated record.